Molecule: messenger RNA, 1078 nt
Organism: Porites evermanni
Lineage: Eukaryota; Metazoa; Cnidaria; Anthozoa; Scleractinia; Poritidae
Source: the annotation of a GenBank genome assembly
AUGGUACUGGGAGAUGAUCAUGAGUUUUCACUUGCUGUUGAUGGGAUAGAGAUCAACCGAUGGGAUGAUAUUGAUUUACUGGGUGUUAACAACUCUAAGUAUACAUUUGAUAAACACGUUACAAAUUUGUGCAGUAAAGUAAAUUUACAACUUCAAGUUAUAAAAAGAUUUAGAGAGUUGAUAACAGGACAAAUUAGGUUAAAGCUCUAUAAUGCAUUUAUACAACCCUUUUUUUGUUAUUGUAGCGAUGUGUCGCUUUUUUAUUGCAGUUAAAUACGCAGAUACUUAGCGUAAUUUUAAACGAUUCAUCCAGCAGUUAUGAGGAUCUACUUACAAAACUUGAUAUGACCACCCCAGAGGCAGGACGGGUGCAAAGCAUUAUGUUGACAUUGUACAAAUGUUUACAGGGAAUGGCCCCGCCUUACCUUCGAGCUUGCAUUCAAGAGCGGCGUGUAUGAGAUUAUAAUUUGAGAGGCUAAGACAAGCUGGAAAUACCGCAUGUUAAGACUACCACCUCUGGUUUGCGAUCAUUUAAAUACUUUGCUGCUCAUGCCUGGAAUAACCUGGCCGAUAAUAUCAGAAUGUCCGAAACGCUUGCCACUUUUAAACGCAAUAUCGUAGAUUAUGUUUAUUAAGAGUUUUUGUUGUUUUUUCCUUUCCCUCGAGAAUGUCGAAUUGUAGAUCUUAAUGAUAUUUUGUUAUGUAAAUUCUUGUAUCAGUGUAUCAGUGUAGCUAAAAUAUAAGUUAAGCCGUUAUGUCCUUUAUUAGCUUUGGAUCUUUUCGGUUUUUAUAUCAUGUAGAUCGGAGAUACUAACACUAUGUGCUACUCUACAUCACAAAUAAAAUAAAGUUAUGUACGUAUGUAUGUUUGUAUGUAUGUAUGUAGGUGUACCAAGCACAGUGUGAAAGGUUGAAGGAAAAUCCUCUUUUACCAAACACCAGUGUUAUCUUCAAGUCGGAUCCCUACUUUGACAAGAGAGAUCGGUUGCUACAGGUAAGAGGAAGAUUGCAGUACUUGGACCUACCUGAGGGUAUGAAACAUCCAAUUAUCUUACCGUAUGGGGCAUCCAGCGGUUAA